AUGUCAGACUAUGACAAGGAGGUUUACGACUGGGUGCCGCGAGCGCUGGGCGGCGUGCCGGCGAGCGAACUCAGUGAGCCUCUACAGGAAGCACUGCGGCUUGUGGGCGCGGUGCUCGACGGCGGGCUCCCAAGCGCGGAACACAGGCAUGUCGGGACGAGCGUGCUGCCGGCCAUGGUCAAGGCGCUGCUGCGGCGUUGCGAUGUGGGAGGCGAGGACGUGCCGCAGGUGACGAUGCUGAUGGAGGAUGCGAUGCAGGCUGUGCUCCGCUACUCGGACUCCGGGGUGUAUGAGCUGUGGGGCGAAGUUCUCGCACCGAUCUUUGCCGAGGACGCGCCGUUCUACACGCUUGUGGGCUACGAGCGGUCGGAUAUGACUGUGUACCAGCUGACCGACGAUGAGGCUAAGGCUGCAGCGCAGAUUGAGGAGCGCAAGGCCUCGCGCGAUGCGCAGGGCAAUGUGUACGCGUUUGUGCCUGCCGCUGCGUGGGAGGCGCCUGCCGGCCUCAUUUCCGCACUCAACGUGUUUGGCAAGAUGGGCGGGUUUGACGGUGUGGUGCGGCACGUGGCCGGCGACGCGCCGCUGGACGCGAUGCGGCACAUGCUCGGACCGAUUGCCGCCGUCCAGGCGUACUUGCUUCCGGACUUUCUCGAGGACUGGGUCCCGCGGCUUGUGCCUGCGCUGCAGACCAAGUUGAUGGAGCUGAGCUCGGACGAGCUCAAAGUUGCGGACGAGUCGUGCAUCGAUGACCUCAAGCAGUGCAUCCAGAGCCUGUACCUGGCGCUGCCGUCACACGGCAACGCGUCAGGCGGUGGGCGCACUGGCGGCGCGCUCGUCUCGCCGGCCAACAAGGUGCUUGAGGCGUUUACGCUCGAUUUUGGGCUCAAGUGCCUCAAAGCGCCGAUCCUUAAGCUCAAGCUCAAGGGUCUGGCCGACAUCCGCGAGCUUGUUCGUCUCGCGGCCCACAAGGCCGAGUACAUUUCCCGGCUCCGCGACUUGUCGGGCCAGGCUGCAGCGUACCUUGCCAACAACCGCGAGGCCAUGAUGGCGUCGGCACAGCUGAUGUACGUCGCCACUUCGGUGGACGAUCUCCUCGCCUGGCUUCUGCAGCAUGACAUUGUCGAUUUGCUCUACGGCUCGCUGGCCCAUAUGGAGGUCAUGCGGCGCGGCUUUGAGUUUGUCAAGUUUCUGGCGAGCCAGGGCGUGCUCACCAAGGCCCACAUUGACCUCAUCUGGGAGGCCGGCCAGGGCAAGCACGAGGCUGUCCAGAACAUUGUGCUCUCAGCCUUUACCGACCUGGCACCGUCGCUCUCGCUUGAGCUCCUUGGCUACGUCUACCACGCCAAGGUUGCCACCGUUCCGCACGCCUCGUUCUCCUCGCACCUUAUCCAACUCGUCCGCGCGCUCACCAUGCACGCGCUCCUCACCUCGUCCGCGCUCAAGACUACCGCCGACGUCAAGGCCGCCACUGCCGCAAGCGCCGCCAAGGCCGCGCAACUCGCACGCGACGAGGCCGCCGCCACACGCGCUGCCGCCGACCUUGCUACCGAUACCACCAACGACUCUGCCGCCAAGGAUCCGGUAGAGGCCCGCACCGCCGAGGCCAUGGCCGCGCUCGCCGCCCAGGACGCUGAAGCGCCCACCGCCACUGCUGGCGUCACCGACAUCCACACCGCUGCGGCUGCGUCGUCGGACAUGGCGAUCGAGGCUGCCGCCGCCGCUUCUUCCGCGGCUGCUGCCGCCAAGGCUGCGCAGGAGCUUGCUGCCGCUGUGCCGGACUCGGACUAUGGACUUCCGCUGCUGUGGGAGCUCUUGCAGGACGAGGCACAUCUGCCCGAGUCGCUCGCCGUCCAGGCGUCGACGGUCCUCUACGAGCUACUGGGCUGGCAGUGCGGACACGUCGAGCGGGCCGAGUACAUGGAGCGUUGCAUUGCCAACCUCCGCGAGCACAAGUCCAUUUGCGCCACGCUCCAGCUCCUCCGCAAGAUUGUGUCGACCUACUCGAGCGGCGCCGGGCGCGGAGCCGUGGGUGGCGGCGAGCAAGUGCCGGACUCGAUGGCCUCGGUCGUGGCUUGGCUUGCUGAGGAGCAUGCACUGCUGGACGUCUUCUUUGCCGACCUCGUCCACUACAAGGCCGCCGCAUCUGCGGCGGCGGUGGCUGCGCGGGCGAGCGGCGCCGAUGACGACGCCAUCAACCGCAGCAAGCUUUUUGGCGCCCAGGGCCACAUUGUGAAUAUUCGCGAGCGGCUGCAGUUUCUCAAUACGGUGCUGACCAUGUCGGAUGUGGGGCUCAACCACGAGCAGGUCGACGCGCUGUGGGAAAGCCUGGUUGUCUCGCCGACAACCGUGCUCGAGCAGGAAGAGGCCUUCCGGUGGCUGGAGAACACGUGCGCGGUGCCCGAGUCGUUUUCGUACGAGCUGGUGCGUUACAUUUUCGACGUCAAGGCGCGCGACCUCUCAUUUGUCUCGAUCACGCUCCAGGGCUACCGGUUCUACGAGUACUUUUUCCGCUACAUCAACUGGAAGGAGAAGCGGUUUGAGCAGUCGGGCACCACACAUUUUUCCGUCCUCUCGCUUCAGCUCAUCGGCAUCGAUGGCCUGUGGCGGCUGGCGUGGGAGGCGCGCGACGCCGAAGUCGGCGACGCUGCCUACAACAUUCUCAUCCGCCUCUACCAGGGCCUCGUUCCGUCGCUCCGGACCCACACCCAAGCCAAGCGUGAGGAGCUCAUCGAGCGCUGCAUCGCUGCACUCUCGGCCGGCGCCGCCGUCCUCCUCGAUGGAGACCGAGACGCCGACGCCGAUGCCGACGCAACGCUCGCCGCCCAGCUGCGCAUCUCGCGAGCGCUUGGCCUGCUCAAGCUCUACCUCGACGAGUUUGCUAGCAUCAAGGGUGGUCCGUCGCCGCACGGCUCGCUUGAUCGCUCGGCGCCGCUGGUGCUGUACGUCGAUGUCGAGAGCGCGCGGCAAGCCGAGGCAUCGGAAGGCGCGACGCUUGCGCCUACCGUCCUCGCCCGCCACAAGAUCCUGGUCUCGCUCGACGACACGCUCGGUGACCUGCGGUGGCGGGUCGGCAAGCUCUUCUCGCCGACUGAGCCGCCGUACCUGGUUCAGCUCGCGCUCGACGGCGAGCUCUUCCCCGAGCGCUGCGGCUUGGCCCGAGACCACGGUCACCGCCUUUAA
Molecule: messenger RNA, 3180 nt
Organism: Thecamonas trahens ATCC 50062
Lineage: Eukaryota; Apusomonadida; Apusomonadidae
Exons: 3
Coding region: 1-3180 (1059 amino acids)
Source: RefSeq, a predicted model, not a curated record